AUGCCGACGAGAAACAUUCUACUCAAAGUCACAAUCAGCGUCCUAAGCCUAGCAAAUACUGCAUUUGCAGAUCCAAUGGCUAGUGCUGCAGAAGCCGAAGGCUCCAUUAUCGAUCAAACGCUGACUGCUCUUGGCUGCGAGCAAGCCCUUAGAAAUUUAAAAGACGCAACAUUAGAAGAUUUUCAUGUCGAAUCUAUCGUGAUCAACCCAGCAUUCCCCGAGAACCUUUUUGACGGCAUACCUGAUGACCAGAGCUUCAUUUCAAAGGCGGCACCACACGAGGUUACAGGCAUUAGUCACGCGCGGUUGACAGAGUUCAAUAGCAAUAUGGUGAACAGCGGUAUACCUAAUACCACUGUUGACGACCUCAAGGCAGAUACACCGGUCAUGGGGCUUCCGCAGGUCCACUGGCUUAUUGUGGAUGAUUCCUUCCUUGGAGCCAAGUGA
This is a messenger RNA of Exophiala aquamarina CBS 119918, 447 nucleotides long. RefSeq lists its product as uncharacterized. The transcript is spliced from 2 exons. The record is from RefSeq and is a predicted model, not a curated record. NCBI's taxonomy places the organism in Eukaryota, Fungi, Ascomycota, Eurotiomycetes, Chaetothyriales, Herpotrichiellaceae. The coding region runs from base 1 to 447 and encodes 148 amino acids.